Saccharomycopsis crataegensis is the source of this 2649-nucleotide messenger RNA. RefSeq names its product Taf12 protein. Gene Ontology annotation, molecular function: DNA binding; protein heterodimerization activity; TBP-class protein binding. The transcript has a single exon. Bases 1 to 2649 code for a protein of 882 amino acids. Gene Ontology annotation, cellular component: SLIK (SAGA-like) complex; SAGA complex; transcription factor TFIID complex. NCBI's taxonomy places the organism in Eukaryota, Fungi, Ascomycota, Saccharomycetes, Ascoideales, Saccharomycopsidaceae. The record is from RefSeq and is a predicted model, not a curated record. Gene Ontology annotation, biological process: RNA polymerase II preinitiation complex assembly; DNA-templated transcription initiation.
AUGAACAAUUCUAGCGGUAACAACAACACUGGCAACACCGUCAAUAAUUCACAAGCCAAUACAAAUGGUAACCCAAUACUUAAUAUCACGCAGCAGCAACUACAGCAAUUAGUUUUGCGUUUCAAGAAUGCCUCAGAAAUGGCCGUGAAGUUGGGCCCAAACAGCGAGCAGGGGAAGCAGCAUCUUCAAACUGCCGCGAAGAUCAAAAGUCUUCUAGUGAACUAUUCCAAUCAAUCGAGAAUGCGUCAACAGCAACAGCAGCAACAGCAGCAGCAACAGCAGCAGCAACAGCAACAGCAACAACAGGCCCAAAAGGUUCAAAACCGAACCCAGCUACAUUCACAGCAACAAGUUACUCCGAAUAAUAAACCGAUCACCCCAAACGUUAGCAACAACAAUAAUGCAAAUAUGAUGUCUAAUAACAUGAAUAUGAAUAAUGCUGCAGUUGAUCCCAAUUCCAGACCUGCUUCUUCAAUGAGUAUGGGAAGUGGCAUGAACUUCAAUAUGGGAAACUUCAACAUGUCAGGUGUGAAUACCAAUGGAAAUGUUAUGGCUAAUAAUGGUAAUAAUAAUAAUACUAACGGCAUGAUAAAUAAUAACCCAGGAAGCCCAGCACUAUCUGUCACAUCUGGUAGUGGUAACAUGAACAACAAUAACACCAGUAUGAACAUUAACAACAAUAACAGCAACAUGAACAUUAACUUAAAAAGUACCAACAAUAAUGGAAUCAAUACUCCAAACAAUAAUAGUAAUAAUAAAAAGAAUGAUAAUGGUGGUAACGAUAAUAAUAACGCCAUUAAUAACAACAUCAAUAAUAAUAAUGGCAGCAACAAUGCUAACAACGGUACUGGUAAUCUUAAUAAUGCUGGUGGAUCUAAUGCCGCAACCGCUCCAUUAAUGACUCAGGUCCAGAAUUUAAAGAAGUUGAAUUAUAUUUAUCAGGAUUAUACAAAAAAAUUGCAAUCCUACAGAACUUUUUUGCAAAGACCAAACUUGAGUGCAGAGACUAUUCAAAAAUUGCAACAUGAAGGAAGAGAUGUGCAAACGAAGCUAGAGCAAAUUAAAGCAUUGAUGAUAAAAUGGAACCAAAAUUUAAAACAGAACAGAGGUAAUAUUUCAUCGAUAGCUCAGCAGCAGCAACAUAAGCAAAAUCCAAAUCCACAACUUCAUCAACAAACUCAACUUCAACCACAACUUCAACCCCAGCCACAAGUCCAACAACAACCACAGCAACAACCACAACAGCCGCAACCGCAACCGCAACCGAUGCCAAACCUGGGUAUCAACAUGCCCCAGAACCCUGCCAUGCUCAAUAAUCGUAAUAUUCCAGGCUCAGGUAGUCCAAUGAUGAACCAAGCUAUCCCAAACAAGGCUCCUAACAAUAUGAUUUCUGGAAAUCCUGUUCCCGCUAAUGGAAACAUGGCAAAUAAUGGAAAUCCUAACCCUGCUAUAAACCAAUCAAUUCUUGCAAUGUUUAAUGGCGGACCACUAGACCAAAAUGUGUUGAGUAAGCUAACUCCACAAAAGAGAGCUCAACUAUUGCAAAUGCAUCAAAAUGCUAUAAACGCCCAAGGUGCUGCUAUGAGGAAUUUGCCAAACAAUGCUUUCAAAUCAUUAACUCCUGCUCAGCAGGCUCAAUUUAUGGCGCAAUUACAGAAACAGCGUCAGAACAGCCUUGCCGCCCGUAACUCAAUAUCUCCUCAAGUAUCGGGGGUGGCUUCUCCUCCAAUGAAUAUGAACAUGAACCUCAACAAUCCUCAAGCCCCCGUGAUACGCUCACCAGCGGCACAAGCUCCACAAUUACCUCAACACAUCCUGUUGACACAACCUCAACCAAUGCCCCAACCACAAAUGCAAAAUCUUGGUCAAUUGAAGCCUCAACCUCAACCUCAACAAGUUCCUCAACCAAUAAAGCCGCAAGUUCCAACACAGGUACAAUCCCAACCGCAUCCAGCAAAUGAUUCACAAGUGAAACCACCCACUAAUAAUGAUACUAAGGCUGAGCAAUCUCAAACAAAGACUGAAUCUACCUCUGCGCCAACUACUGGUAGUACAAACGCUGGUGAUUCCUCGGAUCUAACACAAAGACUCAUUGAGCUGCAUAUCUUGAAAAAACCGAUUUCUAAUUUGCCUCUUUCCAAAGAAUUGAAAGUUUCUGCAAUUGAGCCGCAUGUAUUGAAGGAAGUCAGACCUAGUAUCAAUAGUGGUUUUGCAGCAGCUCCAAUUUUAUGCACGCCUCCAUUAUCCAAACUUCCUACUGACUUGGGAAUUGAUUCUGACACCGGGGAAAACAGGGUUGUUUCUAAGAGAAAGUUAAGCGAGCUUGUGAAAUCUGUUGGAUUAGACGAAGGUGAUGGAGAAACUUCUAUUGAUGGAGAUGUCGAAGGGAUCUUGCUUGAUAUCGCCGAUGAAUUUGUGAAUAGUGUCACCAAUUUUGCCUGUCUUCUAGCAAAGAGGAGAAAAGUUGAUGCUGUUGACUCUAAAGAUAUUCAAAUGCAUUUAGAAAAGAACUGGAAUAUCAAGAUUCCCGGCUAUGCAAAUGAUGAUAUUAGAAAUAUUAGAAAAUGGGCACCAACAUCAUCUUAUAUUCAAAAGAUGAAUGGUGUCGAUGUAUCACGAUCAGUGGAUAGACAAGCCAAGAGUUCAUGA